This is a messenger RNA of Fusarium verticillioides 7600, 1059 nucleotides long. Its product is annotated as 3-oxoacyl-[acyl-carrier protein] reductase. Bases 158 to 943 code for a protein of 261 amino acids. The record is from RefSeq and is a predicted model, not a curated record. The transcript has 5 exons. Lineage: Eukaryota; Fungi; Ascomycota; Sordariomycetes; Hypocreales; Nectriaceae.
CGUUGGAGCUUAGCGCCCCUGUCUGGUAUCCAUCUCGGUCGGCACCUAUGCUACUGCAACUGUGAGAUAAGAACUACGCCGGUAUCGACAUGUAAAGAGUCCCCUCAAUUCGAUCUGCUAUCACUCCGAACCGCUGUCAACAAGUUCUCACAUUGUCAUGUCGAUUUUCAAUGGCGUCGCGCUCGUGACUGGGGCUGCCUCAGGUAUUGGACGUGAGACAGCUCUAUCCUUUGCACGGGAGGGAUGUAAGAAAAUCGUUAUAGUCGACCGCGAUGCCGACAAACUCGGCGAUACAGAAGUCACCAUUAAAGAAACCUUCCAGGGUGUUCAGGUCCUGGCUGUACCGACAGACAUCUCCAAGGAGGAGGACAUUGAAAACCUCUACAGCGAAACCAUCAAAGCAUUGGGUAGAGUAGACUAUGUUGUCAAUGGUGCUGGCGUGUUGAGUAAUAACAAGAGGUCUCAUGAGUCUUCAAUUGAAGAAUUUGAUGUGAUCAACAAUGUCAACUAUCGGGGAUGUUGGCUAUCAUCUCGCGCUGCCAUCAAAUGUAUGCUCAAGCAAGACCCUCUGCCUACUCAUGACGGAAGACCUGGAGCUCGAGGAAGCAUCGUCAACAUAGCCUCACAAUUGGGAGUGGUUGGUCGCCCAGCAGCACCGGCCUAUUGCGGAAGCAAAGCAGCCGUGAUUAGCAUGACAAGAUGCGAUGCUAUAGAUUACUCCAAGGAUCUCAUCCGAGUAAACGCUGUUUGUCCUGGUCUUAUCGACACAGCGAUGACCCGGCCUCAAGCUGAUGUCUUGAGUCCCGCCAUCAACAUCGCUCCGAUGGGACGCAUGGGCAGUCCUCAGGAAGUUGCUGAUUGCAUAUUGUUUCUUGCAAGCAGUAAAGCUAGUUUUGUGCAGGGAGCUGCGAUGAUGGUUGACGGUGGAUACGUCAUUAAUUAGUUGUAGCUGUCGCUGUAAUGGAGUUCUCUUCCACUGAGGUUCAAUCAUAGGGCUCAACAGGGAAGCAGUAUCUCAACCAAUCAGAAAUCGUUCGGGCGAAUGGUUUAGUGGUAUAA